Molecule: messenger RNA, 1965 nt
Organism: Serendipita indica DSM 11827
Lineage: Eukaryota; Fungi; Basidiomycota; Agaricomycetes; Sebacinales; Serendipitaceae
Source: the annotation of a GenBank genome assembly
AUGGAGCGCGUACAGUAUUCGCUCGAGUCGGCGCUCCCCGAGCUCAAAGAUUUGCAAGAAAAUGGAAUAUUCUCUCCAGAAGAGAUUCGAGAGAUCAUCAAACGCCGUACGCACUAUGAGACACAGCUCAUCCGACGACAGCCACGAAAAAAGGAUUUCCUCGAGUACGUCGAGUACGAAAUGGCGCUGGAAAGACUGCGAAAGAAACGUGUGCAAAGACUGAAGACACCCCUCCCGCAUUCAAUCUCGAGCCAUUCGCUGGUUCAGAGACAGUUCUCUAUUCUGGAGCGUGCAACGAGAAAAUUCAAAGGGGAUCUACGACUCUGGGUGCAGUACAUCGAAAUUGCAAAACGUGAAAAAGCAGGAAACCUUGUGGGCCGCAUAGUAGCAAAAGCACUCAAACUACAUCCGACAUCUGCCGCACUCUACGUCCUCGCCGCACAAUAUGAAGUCGACCGGGGUUUGCCGUCUGCUGCGCGAAACAUAUUUCACCGCGGUAUUCGACUCAAUGAUUCGAACGUCGAACUAUGGUGUGAGUAUGUCAAGAUGGAACUUGGCUGGUGCGAGGGCUUGCGACGGCGUUGGGAGACGUUGGGCAUUGAUCCAGCAUUGGCAAACCUGUCUGCUGCAGAGAAUGCAGAGAUUGAAGGAUCAGCGAAGCAGAGUACAGAGGCCGCGAGGAAGGAGGUCCUUCAGGGUGCGAUUGUCAAGCAGGUUCUCCGGGAUGCGCUGAAAGCAAUCUCGACGUUAAAGUUGUUCAACUCUCUCGCUGAAACACUGAAAACCUACCCGACUAAACUCGCGGCGUCUCUUGUCCCAUUUUUAUAUGAUCUGCUCCAAGACAUUCCCGCCUUCUCUGACGCUGGAAGAGGAGACGUUAUCACGGCAUACGCGCUUCGACAUUUGUGCAAAGCGAAUCUGAGAGACAAAGACUUGGUGGACGCUCUCCGACUCUCCAACGAAGAAAUUCAAGCGGCACUUGCAACAGAAUUGCAAUCUGGGAAUACGAAAACAGUGCACGAACUCGAAGUCGCAUAUAGCGUGUUUGUAUGGACUCAGUGGACGAACCUUUUAGACCCCCAUCUCCGGUUGUACCUAUCCUCCUCUCUUCAUAACAUGUGUACCAAAGCUCUCAAACGGACAGUCACGGAUUCCGGCGGAGUGGCACUCUUCACUACACAUCUGCGCAUAUUGCUUGAUCCAACUCACCCACCACCGGCGCCUGAUCCGGAGAGAAUACUGAAAAUGGCGCGAAAGUAUUCUAUCACCUCUACCAGUGCGGAAAUCUGGCGAGCGCGGUUAGAAGCAGAGGAGAAAUGUCAGACAGAUACUCUGAACAAGAGUAAUGAGAUCAAGCGGGUGGCACUCGCUGCGAGGAGAGCAUGCAAGGGUGCAAACCUCGAGCAGGUGUGGUGCUGGGGUUGGGAUAACCUCGACUUGUCGGAACAAGAAGAUAUUCUGAAGCAAGCCCUCUCACAGAGCGAGACUCUUAGCCUACGCGAACACAUACUUAUGCAAACGCUCUCCUCCCUUUAUCUCACCCAGCCGCAAAACAAGAGCGAAGUCAUCCUUCGACUUUUACGCACCUAUUCGCCAGGAACUGCCGUCUAUGAGCACGCAUUUGAACUCGAAAAGUCCGAGCCAUCGAGUUCGACAAAUUUGCUACGAUCCAUCUUUCACCUAUGGCGAGACGCACACAACGAGUCUGGGAGCACAGAGUCGACACGAGAGGAUGCCACGCUUGCAUUUGCAUCGUAUCUCUUGCACAAUGGAUCGGUAAAGGAAGCAAACUCGAUUAUCAGCAACCUGGUGGCAGCCUCUGGAGCCCGGCGAGAGGGAAUUGAGCGACGAUGGAAACAAGUUAUCGAUGGUCCACGAAUAGAUCAGGUUGAACGCGAAGAUGGAGCAGAGGACGCUAUGGAAACUGAUGAGGACAGCGAAAGCGAGCUUCUUGUUGUUUCUUAG